AUAAUCAAAAAGGCCGACGAAUUAAUCCAGAAAGCCAAUAAACACUCCUAAUUAUCUCAUCGGUGACGUCUGAAGACUAAUCGAGAGCUAUCACUUCUCAUUUAUAAUCACUUGCCUGGGAAACUUUAUUUUUUCCAAAACUCGAUAACACUUAAGCGUUUCGGCUCGAGCUACAAAACAGUUCCCUUCUGUAAGGAUUUAUCCAACGUUUUUCUGUUUUCAGAACGAAAAUACAUUGUUGGUUAAACAAUUGAAAAAGAUAAAUGUUUACCGGUUGAUAAGUCAUAUUGCUGUUGAGAAGUUAAACCGGCUGACACAGUAUGGCAUCCAAGAGAUCAGCAGCUUAUUCCUUAUCUGUAUUUUUCUUGAUUUUGAUCACGUACGUCGUAUCAGCGUCUCCAUGCAGUUACAAAGCGUACAUCAAACCCGGAUCACGGUUCAGAAUCGUGAAUCGAGGUUUUCCGGAUUUCUACGAGGCGGGCGAGUCCUGCACCUGGUACGCGGUGACUCACCCUGAUGCCAUUCUCCACUUGCGAUGUCCUGUCGUAAACCUGGCUCAAGGCGACUAUCUUUUCGUGACGACUGGCAGCUUGAGGGAAGGAAUGGACUUCGAUCAGAGUUUUGAAGUCCAAGGCAAAUCCGUCCUCAUAGAAUUAGUUUCAAAUUCAUGGGCGGGAGGCUUAUUCCAGUGCGAAAUUUGGGCGGAUGAACCUGACACUGGAGACGAGGAUUGUGACUGCGGAUGGAGCUACAGUACAAGGAUUGUCGGAGGGGUUGAAGCUGGAGUACACGAAUUCCCGUCCAUGGCGGCUUUGGUGAACAGGUACGGUUUGUACUGCGGUGCAGUCAUCAUUGCCAAAAGGGUGGCUAUCACUACAGCGCACAGCGUCCUCGGCCGAGAUCCCAACGACUACCGGCUGCUGGUCGGUGAACACGACAUUUCAACAGGCAAGGACACAAAUGCUACUAAGCUUCUGGCGAUCAGCAAAUUCAUCCCUCAUGAAGAUUACUUGAACGGGCACAACGACAUUGCUGUCAUUAUCACAAAGGAAAAUAUAGUAUUUUCCGCCCGAGUAGGUCCGGCUUGCCUUCCGUUCAGUGUGGGUAAUCUAGAGAGGAAGUAUGUUCAAGCAGUAGGCUGGGGAAUGACAGAGUUCGGAGGUACCAUGUCCGACUAUCUGCAGAAGACAUUCCUUCAGGUGGUCCAGCCAUACCACUGCCAAAACGCCUAUAACGAGAGAUUCUCUGACGCUCAGCACAUCUGCACAUACUUCGACAGCCAAGAUGCUUGCCAGGGCGAUUCCGGUGGUCCCAUUUACUACAGGGAUAAUAACCGGAUGUACCUCGUCGGUGUGAUCAGCAACGGGAUCGACUGCGGGGGCAAAUAUCCCGCAAUAAACAGCAGGGUUUCUUAUUUUCUCAAUUGGAUUACCUCAGUAGUCCCAAAUUCUGGGUUUUGUGUGAAAUAAUAACACUCAAUUUGUGUUGUAAAUUAUUUUUUUAAUUAAUAAUACCAGGUAUUCUGUAUUAAUUCAGGAUACUGUUUUUCGAAAUACAAAGAUAAAUUUGAUAAUCCUGAACUAAAUUAGAAGUUUUCUUAACUUUCUUGGAAAACCCUGGAACUGCUUUUAUUGCUUGAACAAUUUACCGGGAGAACAGGUUACAUGAUAAAAUGAUAAUACUACUAUUUUUAAAAAUUGUUUAUGUAUGCCAAUUGUUAUCUAGUGAUAUCAAAAAUGCUUCAGAUUAUAAUCUAUUAAACUGUAUCAUCAUUGUUACUACACCAAUAUAUUAAAUUGUUAUAUUUACGAUC
This is a messenger RNA of Cimex lectularius (bed bug), 1813 nucleotides long. RefSeq names its product venom serine protease-like. The coding region runs from base 321 to 1469 and encodes 382 amino acids. Lineage: Eukaryota; Metazoa; Arthropoda; Insecta; Hemiptera; Cimicidae. Gene Ontology annotation, molecular function: serine-type endopeptidase activity. Gene Ontology annotation, biological process: proteolysis. The record is from RefSeq and is a predicted model, not a curated record. The transcript is spliced from 9 exons.